CCAUGUGCUGUGUUUAACUGCAGUCCAAUAUUCCUUUGUCAAUGCUGUAGCUAUGUGAUACAAAACGUUAUCUCUAAUACGUAUCAACUCAUCUUUGCUAGGAAUAUCAGUCUAAAAAGAAUAAUUUAUUAAAACGCGCUUGUUGUUUUUUAUUAAAAUAUUUAUUAAUCGCUAUGUUUUCUUUUGCGUAUUUGAUAAUAAUUGUGUAUUAUACGAUCUUGGGUUAUUGUUGUCUUCACAAAUCUCCAAUAGACCCUUGUUGUUCCAUCUUCGAGUAAGGCCCUGUCAAAAUGCUUUUCCAUGUUUUCAUGAUCAACGUAAAUACCGGUUUUUAGACUGAAUAACAUUUUGUUUUACUUCAACUAUUGUUUUGUUAAAUAAACAGUCAUAAUAGUCAUCAAACGUAAUAUGUUUAAGCGCAGCAGAUGUUAUCCCUUUAGUUUUUUUUACAACUCCAAUGUUAUUGACAAUAUAUUGACUAAAACUUUGAUUCCUCUUAGCCUCUUCAAUACUUUUGGCUCGUUCCUCUUCCUUAUAAUACAAUUUAAAUGAGUACAUUUUUGAUCUGAGACCACUUUUUUUUAAAGGAAUAUUAUAUUCAUUAUUUUCUGGAUAGUCUGGGGGUGUCAGACAUAUGAAUAUCUUGUUUUAUAUGUUUGGUAAAUAUCAUCAACAAAAAAAAAAUGAUAAAUUAAACUGUCUGUAUCUGUAUAUAAUAGUUUAGCAGUAUUUCCAAAUUUUUUAUUUAUGUACUUGUAAUGAAAUUCAUAAAGAUAUGUUUUUGAAAUGUCGAGUACUUAAUUUUCAUUCGAUUUAUUUCAAUUAGAACCAUGUCUUUACCAAAAAAUUGUACAGCUAUUAAAAUUUGGUUGAGAAAUAUAAUAAUUUGCCCCAUAUCUUCCUGACCAUCUAGUUACUAACUUAAUGUCCAUGUAUUUCUUAACAUUUUCAAUACAUAAAAUUAACAUGAAGUAAAACUCCCUAGUGUAGUUGGUAUAUUUAAUAAAAAUUCUAAAAAUUUUUAAAAAUCCAAACGGAUUACGUUCAAAACGUUUUCGGACUUAUCAGUCCAUCAUCAGUGAACUCUCUGUCCUUACUAAAUAGCCACAAUGCCACACACUGGCCAAGAUGUAUGUUACAACUACAUGGUGAAAUCUGUUAAACAAUUUGGCUUACAUUGGAUGCCAACGGAUUAGUACUAGGUAAAUGAUGCUCUACUCCAUUAAUUAAGAGAUUUUUUAUUAUUAGGUUUACAUUGAACUACGUUUAGUCUGUUUAAUUUUCAAUACAUUUUCCGAAGACAGCAUUUUUCCAUAUCUGUUUGAACACUGUGAGACACCUCCUCUAAUUCCUCAUUCAACAAACAAUAUCAUAUAGGUGUUACUAUACUGUCGACUACCGUGUUUCAACUACCAUGCCAAGGUCACAAGCUAACGUAGGUAAGCAUGUGCUAAUAUUUUACAUUGGUGUUCAUGGUUAGGAGAGGAAAGAAAAAACAAAACUUUCUAAUCUAAAUAAUAUAUUUUUAAUAAAGAAAUAAAGACUUAACAAUAUUUUUAAUAUAACUACAAAGUUCUAAACACAAAAUACAGCUCGUUCUUUUAGUUUUUACUCGGCGUUGUUCUGAUUUUGUCUAGUUUUAGUUUAAUCCUAUAAUGUAAACUUAUAUGUAAAUCAUUUAUUUCUUUCUCCAACCAGUAGUUGUAUACAUAUAAAUCACUUAAAUUUUCUACCGACAAAAUGUAUCUUAUUUUUUUUCGAAUAUUCCAAAAUAAAUCAAAUACUAGAAUCCAAGUUAUUGUAUGCAGCCGAUUACAUUUACGUUCGAGUAGAACAAAAAGCAGAUUUUUUUAAGGCUAAUGUAAUAUUAUUGGAGUUUUUCCUGCAAUUAUUGAUGUCUGCAAAUUUGAUUAUACACCUUGCAUUUUGUAAAUUGGCUCCUGAUGCAAACCCCUGUCACGCCAAUGGAGUGUUUUUAUGUGCCCAAAAAACGUGGAUCACCUACGGCAAUGGUUUUGUUUUCCGCUGGUGGUGUUGUUAUCGUCCAUGGUUGAAUAUGUCCUAAUGGAUAUGUUCUAUCGCUAAUAUGUAGGUUCUCUAAUUGUUUGAUAAUUUUUCUUAAAUCCUGAUAUACUUUAAUAUCUUUUUGUAACUCAAUGACUUUCUCUUGAAACUGUGCAACUUUAUGUCUAUACUCACUCAAAGACAUGACGCUACUAAAAAAAUUUUCUUGCAUAUAUUAGUAAAGAUACAUAAAUGUCUUUAUGGUAUGAUGUUUUAAUUUUUCUAUAUUACUCACCAGCAAAAAUUCCGUAUUUAUGCAUUUCAGAAAAAAAAAUACAGUGACGCAUUUCUACAACACGCUAUUCAACUUAAUGCUGACUAUACAUACUCCCUUAAAAAUUCAGUCACGUUGAAUCGCCAUACUUGACCUUUUUUUGACCUGUAAAAAUACAAUUUACAUAAUAACAACUUAUUUACAUCAGGGUUAACCUUUUUGACCUGUAGUUUGAUAACAACUUAUUUACAUCAGACUUGAACUUUUUGACCCGUAAAAAUGCAGUUUGCAUAACAACUACGUAUUGACGUCAAUCAUUCGUUAAAAAAUAAGAUAUUUGGAUCCUAAUUAAUAAUUUGACUUUGAAAAUUACAAAUAGCUAAAUUGCAUCAGACUUGACCUUUUUUUUUAAUCUGUAAAAUGCAGUUUGAAUAACAACUACUUAUUGACGUCAAUUAAACAGUAAAAAUAAGUACAUCAUAAUCAAUAAUUUGACUUUGAAAAUUGCACACAGACUACUUGAUUUUACAUCGUAGUGACUUUGAAAUAAAAUCACGUUGAAUAACAUUAAUGAAGUCACGUUGAAUCGCCAUACUUGACCUUUUUUUUUGACCUGUAAAAAUACAAUUUGCAUAAUAACAACUUAUUUACAUCAGGGUUAACCUUUUUGACCUGUAGUUUGAUAACAACUUAUUUACAUCAGAGUUAACCUUUUUUGACCUGUAGUUUGAUAACAACUUAUUUACAUCAGACUUGAACAUUUUGACCCGUAAGUCAAUCAUUCGUUAAAAACAAGAUGUUUGGAUCAUAAUUUGAUUUUGAAAAUUACAAAUAGCUAAAUUGCAUCAGAUUUGAUUUUUUAAUCUGUAAAAUGCAGUUUGAAUAACAACUACUUAUUGACGUCAAUUAAACAGUAAAAAUAAGUACAUCAUAAUCAAUAAUUUGACUUUGAAAAUUGCACACAGACUACUUGAUUUUGCAUCGUAGUGACUUUGAAAUAAAAUCACGUUGAAUAACAUUUUUUCGCUUACGCGUAAAAAUCUUUCAUUUAACCUUCCAUGAUAUCAAUAUUUUAGUAUUUAAAGCUGCGUGUACUGGUAGAAAUUAUCAGUUUACUUCAAGGUUUUGAAAGUUCAGUUUUAAAAAUGACCGGAAUUCCAACUACAUUGGUUGUCACUACAACGGAUGAAAAAAAUUUACCAUUAGAGGACCUAAUGGUUUUUGUUAAGCAUAUAUUUAGCUAUGGUGUCACAGACAUAAGGAUGUCUGAAGACCGAAUCCUUAUCAUUCUGAGCUAUUCACCUAGGGCCGUAACAUUGCGGAAAAAAUUCAAUAAGAUGCCCGUCCGCUAUGUCCGGACGAAGGUGGAGAAUGAAAGAGAACUGAGCGUCUUGGAACGAUUGAUGAAUUCAUACAAAUUCAAUAUCCUCGAUGAAGAGGAACUAGAUGCACCACCAAAAAAGAAAUUAUCAAUCACGGAUGUUUAUAGUGAUGAUGAUGAUGACGAUGAAGAUGAAAGUACUCGUAAGAAAUUUAAAAAAUAG
Molecule: messenger RNA, 3822 nt
Organism: Diabrotica virgifera virgifera (western corn rootworm)
Lineage: Eukaryota; Metazoa; Arthropoda; Insecta; Coleoptera; Chrysomelidae
Exons: 2
Coding region: 3424-3822 (132 amino acids)
Source: RefSeq, a predicted model, not a curated record